CACAAUGCUUUUCGGCAUCUACGUCAUCAACGUGCGUUAUUUUGAAAGUGGUGAGCUGGCUUUGGAUCAUAGACAGUAGCUUUGGAUAGCGGGUGGAUUCUUCGGUUAUAAUUUUGCCCUCCUCCAUCCCACAAUCCUCUGAACCAUGACCAAGCUUCUGGAGUGGCUUCUUGGUUGUUCGCUGAUAGGCAUGGCAUGGGGACUCGUUACCUUUGACCUUCUGGAUUUGCAGCUGCCUCCCCAGUACAGAGAGCUGGCGUGGCCGAUGCCUGUGUAUCUGCUGGUGGCGUUCGGCUGUUAUUCUCUGGCAACUGUCGGCUACCGUGUGGCCACAUUUAAUGACUGUGAGGACGCAGCCAAGGAGCUGCAAACGCAAAUAAAGGAAGCCAGAGCGGACUUGAAGAAGAAGGGACUGAAGAUGUGAGAAUUAAAUGCAGCUCCUGUUUUUUCUUCAUAUACAAAUGCAAGUCUCAUGUUAACUUUCUGCCCGACAUUUCCUCUACAUUGACACUAGGCUAAUUCCAUGGAUGUCUGCGCUAUAAUAUGCACUCAAAGCUGCCCAGCUUGGUUCAAGUCUUUAUUUCAACAUGAUGUAAAUGAUGGUUUGAACUAUAGCCUAAACACCUGUGAAUGAUCUAUUUCCAGCUUCAGAACAGGCUUAUUUAGAAAAUUGCAGGCACAUUCAUGUAUUGUCAAUGCAGAGCAGUGCUAUUUUUGUACAACCUCUAGUCCAGAGUGUGUGUGUUUGCAUUGGCCUGGGAAUGAAUAUGUCUUUUUUGACCCAGAUGUUUUUAACAGAGUCAGAAUUCUGAGUCAGACUUAGAAACAAACCCGCUAUGUUGAUUCACGCUUGAACAAGGGUAGCGUUAAAAGAUGUGGAAUAGGAUUUUGAUGUAAAAUGUAAAAUUGAUUGUGUUGAGGCUCACACGCUGUUGUCCCUUUUACCUUAAAUUAGGGUUUAAAUUUGUAAAUUCAAUCCAAGUAAUUUAAAGCACAGUAUGGGUCAAAAACAUUUAAUCUUGUGGUCCAUAUUAAAUGAAGUGACCUGCUUGUGUAUUGAAAAUAAUGCACAGAUGAAAACUGUUUUUCCUCUUAAGACAUUCCACAUGUUGAAAAUGUUUGAUA
Molecule: messenger RNA, 1125 nt
Organism: Rhinichthys klamathensis goyatoka
Lineage: Eukaryota; Metazoa; Chordata; Actinopteri; Cypriniformes; Leuciscidae
Gene: dpm3
Product: dolichyl-phosphate mannosyltransferase subunit 3, regulatory
Exons: 2
Coding region: 146-424 (92 amino acids)
Biological process (GO): GPI anchor biosynthetic process
Cellular component (GO): endoplasmic reticulum membrane; dolichol-phosphate-mannose synthase complex
Source: RefSeq, a predicted model, not a curated record